UAAAAAUGUGAUUAAGCCUGGUCUCAAAUUUUUAACAUUCUACAGAGGAUUUUUUAUUUCAUCACAUUAACAUCAGUAGUGCUCAACGUCUGUUACAUGAUAUGUGAUAAAUUACACAUAACUUAUAUAUAUAUAAAAAUAUACAUAAUAUAAAAUGCAACUUUACUGAUCCAGAUAAGUACCAAAUAUGUGUCAGUUGAGCCGGAAACACACACUGUAUGUUGCUGCAGCUAAAUAAUGAAAAACUACCUAAAAAAAAUCUAAAAAAAAAAAAAAAAAAAAAAACCAUAUUUUGACCAAAUUUAUUUAUUUACUUUUUUUUGCCAAUAAUAUAAAAAAACAAAUAUAUUUGACCAAAGUGAUGUGGAAGUGUUUUUAUCCUGGUCAUUUUCUAACCUUGCCUUGGCGUCUGGCUGCAGAGAUCACGCUGCAGACGUCUAAAAACCUCCACAGUUUUGCGUGUGACUCACGAUUCACUCGGGUAUUUGAGAGUUACGUGUAAUAGUGACACAAACAGCAUCCUACUUGAUUCCGUUUGUAAUUAGAUCAGACAGCGGCUGUCGAGAUCGAAACGUCAGCGAUGCACCUGCGCCAUCACGCCGUCAUCAAAACGUCAGAAGGGCGCGGAACACACACCGUGCAGACCACUGCGAGACGUUUUCAAAUGCUUAAAUGACCCGAAAGAAAGACUUUAAUAACAUGAAACUGAAUGAAUGAAUGAUUACCGCUCAGGAACUUUUCCAUGAGACACAACUUAUUCGUGCAGGGAGUGUGUAUCAACAACAACAACAACAACAACAACAACGUCAUGGCAGCUUCCGAUACAGAUGUGAUGCCUACAACAGACGGUAAGGUUUACGUGGUCAUGUUGCACGGUAGCUGUAAAGUUGAUGAUAUACAACAAAAUAAAAACAAGUUCCCACGCUUUCUGUUUUUCCCUGACCAAAACCACUUAAACACACACACACACACACACACACAAUGUCGUAAUCAAGAGCUCAUACACACACACGUCCGAGGGGGGUCUGAACUCUGCACGAGAGUGAGUGAGAUUUCGCGCACCGCGGCUUUAAUGUAAACGCGGAUCCGUGCAGCUGAGUGUCGCUCGUGAGCCUCCGCCGCUCAGCGCGCGCUUAAAGGAGACGCAACAAAGCCAAGAUGAGGUCCGAGUCGCCCGGUUCUCGGCUACAGCCCGGUUUACUAUCGCUUUAAGAGCGUACUAAUACCGUCUCUGCGUCUUUAAAAGAUGCUUUUUGCAGAGUUAUAACUAAGUUUGUUAAUGAACUAGAACUACAGAACAGAGAGCGCGAGAUGAGCGCGCGAGAGGAGGACUCGGUGAAAUAUGUUUGUGUGUAGGAUCAGGGCCUUUAACGAGCAAAGUCUUUUCAGAUUUUUAUUUUUAUACCGUAUUUAUCACUUCAUGUCCGCGUGGAUUAAUUAAAGGCAUUAAACCGAGCGUUGUCGGGGUUUUUUUCUCCCGGGGGAUGAUGGAAGUGCAGCGUGUUGAUAAAAAAGAGAAGCGGGAGGAAGAAGAGGAGGCCGCGUUCACAUCCCCGGACUCGAGUGUGACCCGCACGCCGCGCAGGGCGCUCCGGGGCCGAGGGGAGACUCGAGCGAAGUCCGCCGCUCCGCCUGCUUCAUCCGCGGACACGAACGGAACCCCGAGUGCGGCGGGAUCCGGCCGGGUUCUGCGCGACCGCUCCACGAGAUCCGUCCCCGUGUGGAGGAGAAGAGACCUCGGAGUGGAGCAGGACGAUGAUGAUGACGAUGAUGAUGGUGAGGAGGAGGAGGAAGAAGCGGAAGCUCGCCGCAGGAGGAAGACAGCGUGUCCGCGGCGCAGGAGGAACACCGAGGCGGCCAGAGACAACAAAACUCAGUGUGGAGAGAGUAAGGACGCUGCAGGCACUCGAGCCGGAAGCAGGCGAGCGCAGAGCCGCAGCAGAACGCCGUCGUCUCGGGGACUCCGGGGUUCGGCGCGGGUGGUGUGUAAGAGCGAACCGGAGACGGAGACCACCUGCGCGGAAGAAAACAAAACAGCCGAGAUGAAGACAAGCACUGAGAAGAAGAGUGAGGUUGAGGUGCUGCUGGGUGACGAAGAUCCUCCCUUCACCCACGACCCGAAAGACCGAGCGGACGAGCCUCGGGUCCAGAGUGAGGAUGACGAGGGCGUCAGCAGUGAUGAAGACGUGCCCUUUAAGGACGACCUGAAUGACCAGAGCUACGACCCCAAAUCUGGGAGGGAAAGUCAGAAGCCGAGACGUAGAGCUGCUCCGCGGCCGAGAGAGAAGAAGGAGAAAGCAGCUGGAGGAGAGAAAGACAAGGAGAAAGAGACGGAGGUGAAGACGGAAGGAGUGGAGAUGGCGGACGUGAAGCAGGAGGUUGGAGAGGGGGCGGAGCCACCCAGGAAGAGAGGUCGACGAAGAAAAGACGACAAAAGCCCCCGUCUUCCCAAGAGAAGGAAGAAGCCACCGGUGCAGUAUGUACGCUGUGAGAUGGAGGGAUGUGGAACGGUUCUCGCUCAUCCGCGCUACCUGCAGCAUCACAUUAAAUAUCAGCACUUAAUGAAGAAGAAGUAUGUGUGUCCACACCCGUCCUGCGGCCGUCUGUUCCGCCUUCAGAAACAGUUACUGCGUCACGCCAAACACCACACAGAUCAGAGGGACUACAUCUGUGAGUUCUGUGCACGUGCGUUUAAGAGCUCUCACAACCUUGCUGUGCACCGUAUGAUACACACUGGAGAGAAACCACUGCAGUGUGAGAUCUGCGGCUUCACCUGUCGUCAGAAAGCGUCUCUGAACUGGCACAUGAAGAAGCACGACGCAGACGCCUCCUACCAGUUCUCCUGCGCCAUCUGCGGCAAGAAGUUCGAGAAGAAGGACAGCGUGGUGGCUCACAAGGCCAAGAGCCACCCGGAGGUCCUGAUCGCCGAGGCCCUCGCCGCAAACGCCGGUGCCCUCGUCACCACGCCGACACCCACCACCACGCACGUGACCCCGGUAGGCGUCGGCUCCGUCAUGCUGCUGGACCAGGAGCAGUCGCUGCACACCAUGCAGGUGCCCGUCACUCUCACGCUGCCCUCUACAGACGAGGCUAAGGGUGUUGCAGGAGGGGGCGGAGCCUCUGUGUCGCACCCGACCUCUUCCAAUCAGACAGUGCAUUUUGUCUCCGCCCCCGUGUCCCAGCAACAGCUGACCGUUCAGGCUCCUCCACAGAUCGUUCACAUGACCCUCACCACUCUUUCGCACCCUCCUCAGCAGCUCCCCCUGCUGUCCGUCACACAUCAGCUGCCCCCGAGCACUAGCUCCGCCCCCUCCAUCUCGCUCCUCCCACAGAUCACUUCUGUGGCUUUCACUGCCGAUCCUGCACCCCCUCCAUCAUCCUCCGCGUCCUCUCCUCCUCCUCCACCUCCUAAUCCACCUCCUCGGGCUGAGAGGAAAGAGGGUGGGGCACUCUGGGAGGGUGGGACUGGGAAUGUGGGUGGGGUUUGGGAAGUGGGCGGGGCCAGCGAGGCGCAGGUUGUGACGGACAGCCCAGACGGGACGAUCCAACACAGACUGAUGUAAGGAAGGAAGAGUUUCACAGCGGAAUGACUCGCAGAGGUAAGACGAGGACGUUUAGUCGCCUCGUGUCGGAAUUACGCGUCAGAUUUAGCUGCAAAUUAGCUGUUUCUAUGGCAACCCACAAGCGGAUACACGAAGUGUGUAGCUAAGGCGUGUUUUAACAUCUUUCAUGAGGGUUUUUUUUUUUUUUUUUUUUUAAUCUUCUGGUCUAAACAUGUAAAGAUUAUUAACGAUCCUCAUACACAGGGUGACGACGGGAACGUGAUCCUCACUGCCUUUAACUGAUGUGACCCGUAAUUCCCACACGUCCUGAGCGUGCUCCUCCUCCUCCUCCUCAGUGAACUUCCUAUGAAUUGAAACUCUACAGGACUUUAAAUCUAUCUUGUGUAUUCAAACUAGAUUUUGCUAGGCUUGUAGACAUGUGUGUGUGUGUGUGUGUGUGUGUGUGUCUCAGAAUGUUGUCUUGAUAUUGUUGGGGUUUUUUUUUGUACAUAAACACUUUUAGUCUUCA
This is a messenger RNA of Ictalurus furcatus (blue catfish), 4071 nucleotides long. It is a transcript of the gene zfp91, whose product is annotated as ZFP91 zinc finger protein, atypical E3 ubiquitin ligase. The coding region runs from base 1485 to 3563 and encodes 692 amino acids. The record is from RefSeq and is a predicted model, not a curated record. Gene Ontology annotation, cellular component: nucleus. The transcript has 12 exons. NCBI's taxonomy places the organism in Eukaryota, Metazoa, Chordata, Actinopteri, Siluriformes, Ictaluridae. Gene Ontology annotation, biological process: regulation of transcription by RNA polymerase II. Gene Ontology annotation, molecular function: transcription coregulator activity.